CCCAAUGAGAGGCUCGCGGCGGACUGUUGCUGAAUGAAAAUAACAGAGGCCAUUUUGCGCACGACGCCGCGGCAUCAUUCACUAAUAACACAAACGGAAACAAAUUCAGUCCAUUUGUGGGGGCUGACGCGGCCGCUCCAGCGUCGGUAGAGUCGGGACUGCGGCGCGACUAGCCCCGGAGAGGCAUGCGGUAACUUAAUUGUGCCGCCGCCGCUGUGCCGCCUCCUUCUCCUCGGAGGGUCGUGUCGUAAGGAGGAAAGGGGACAGGGGGCAGCUUCACCGCAUUGCUACCCGAGGCCCGCUGACCCCCCGAGAGAGAGAGGGAGUUGCCUUCACUUUAGCCGGCCGACAGCGGCAACAUCCAUGCGCGUCGAAAAACAGGUGUACAGUUUCAUCAUACGGACGGACGCCCCGCUAGCUGCCGAGCCGCUGUAGCUCGCCGUGUUCGUCACUUUGUGCGCUUGUUGGAAGGAGGACUUUUCACAUGGGAGAGGCCGGCUACCUGACGGUGAGCUCCGGAAUCUGUCGAGCGAGGCGGCAGUCGUUUUAAGGCAUUAAACGGGGCAAGACCUGGGACUAAAGCUUGAUCGGAAGGAGAGGCCUGUCUGGAACGGAGAGAAGACGAAAAAAAAAAAAUCAGAACGGAAAAAGACAAAAGAUAAAGGAACGGGAACUUGGACUCACAGCUCACCUAUACCUGACUCUUCCUAGCAAGUCUCCAGUCUUUUGGUUUUAUGACGGAAAGUGUGUCCCCCUGCAGUAGAUCAGUAAGAAGUGCUCUUCAAUAUGAAUACAGAUAGCGGAGGAUGUGUUCGCAAAAGUGUGGCCUUGUCACUCAUACUCUCUCCCAUGAAGAGGGUCCAGAGCUCACCAAAUCUAGCCACAGGGAGUGAUUCUCAGUCAUCAGACUUGGAUUCUUGGCGGUCACGCAGUGCAACAGACGGCCUUAAGAAUGGAGAUGCCAGCAGCUCAUCUCUUGCUGCCAAAGGCUUCCGCAGUGUCAGACCCAACCUUCAGGACAAAAAGUCGCCCACCCAGGGGCCUCCCUCCCCUGACCCCACAGCACGGCACUCCCCCUAUCGCUGCCACAGCUCAGAGUCACUCGACUACCUGUCAGGCCUAAUGCCCAAGGCCCUAUCGCCAACACCGUAUGUUCCUACUGGAGCUGGCGUCGCAGCUGGUGCGGUCAGCGGGCCGAGCCUUACCGCAGUCAGCAGCGUGAGCAUCGGUGGCUGUGUGUCACCCUCCGCUUCCCCUGUGACUGUGUCGGCUCUCAGCCACUACUCGUCAUCCACGGCGGGUCUGCUGGACGAGCUGCAGAUCUGUAGCCUGGACUCACCUGGCGCCUCACCCACGCCAUCGCCCACUCUCAGCCAUGUCUCUGCCUACACAUCCACUGCUGGCCCUGAUGAUGUGCUAACAACUUCUGUGGCCUCCACUGCUGCAGCAGCCACUGUCACUAACGGCCAGGUCCUCUCUCACGCUAUGAAUGGAAGCACUAGCCAUCCACAAAGGCCCCUGUCCCCCCCAUCCUAUCCUCCACCCCCUGUCUCGCUCCACACUGGGCUCCAGAGACAGAGCAGGAGUUCAGAGGGCAGCGAGUCAGUCACCAGAGAGUCCAUGGUGUCAGGCCACACCAGCGUCAGCAGCACUGUGCCCAUCGCCCGCUUCUCAGAAGAAGAAAAGAAGGUGUCUGUCAUUAAAGCCCCACAUUAUGAAGGCAUUGGCCCUGUGGACGAGUCGGGUAUCCCUAUUGCCAUCCGAACGACGGUGGAUAGGCCUAAGGAUUGGUACAAAACUAUGUUUAAACAGAUUCACAAAGUCCACAAAGCAGAUGAUGACUAUUCUGACACAUACAGUGCAGCUUAUGCUGUCAUAAACAACGAUGACUACAGCCUGUCCUCCAGCACCACCAUGGCCCACCCAGCUCCUCGGACACAUACCUACAGGCCUCUAUCUAAGAGCCCUUCAGACAACGGAGGCCAUCUGGGGUCUCAGGAGCCUUCGCCAUCCCCUGUACCCCCACCGCCACCACCCAUGCCAUCCCUCCUCCAACUGAGGGCCAAUGAGAAAGAUUCAACAGACAUGAAUGAAUGGGGUCCUCCUGACCGGAAAGUGGAUACGCGAAAGUAUCGCGCAGAACCCAAGAGUAUUUUUGAGUAUGAGCCUGGGAAGUCCUCCAUUUUGGAGCAUGAAAGACCAACCUAUGAUGACAUAGAUUUAGAGAACGAGCCUUGGUAUAAGUUCUUUUCCGAGCUGGAGUUUGGGCGGCCGCCUCCUAAAAAACGGCUGGAUUAUAAUCCAGACAUCUCCGCUCGCCAGCGCAUUGAGACAUCUCUUCACAUCGCUCCUGCUGACAAGCCUCCAGAGAGACCUGCAAGCGCUGCCAGCGACUACAGGAAGAGAAGGAAGUCUGAGCCGUCAAGUUCCCAAGUGAAUGCCCAGUCUCAGAGCAGAGCUGCAACUUCCCCUAAACCAGUGGAUGCCUACAGACCCAGCAGCAGCUUAAAGAAACCUGUCAUUCGUUCCUCACCAUCCUCACCCUCGAGAGCCAAAGACCAGGAUGUCUCCAGGAGUUAUUCCACCAUGGAUGGACGCCACACACCUCAGAGUAGAAGACCUACUCCUGACAGAGAGAAACAGCCUGCGAGAGCCAUUUAUGAUUUUAAGGCACAAACUGCUAAGGAGCUGACAUUUAAAAAGGGGGAUGCAGUGAACAUCAUCAGGCAGAUAGAUACUAACUGGUAUGAAGGAGAACACCGGGGACGGGUGGGAAUAUUCCCUAUAUCAUACGUAGAGAAAAUGCCGUCCGCAGAGAAGCAGCAGCCAAUCCGUCCUCCUCCCCCAGCGCAUGUCAGAGAGAUUGGAGAAGCAGUGGCACGCUACAACUUCAAUGCUGACACCAACGUGGAGCUAUCGCUAAGAAAGGGUGAGAGAGUGAUUGUGAUCAGGCAGGUAGAUCAGAACUGGUAUGAGGGGAAGAUCCCAGACACAACCAAACAGGGCAUCUUUCCUGUGUCCUACGUUGACAUCGUCAAACGCUCCCCGUCCAAGAGCUCCUCCCACCACAUAGAUUCACAUGGUUACCCUGGCAACAGGACACCAAGCUCCACACCCAUCAAGCCUUUCUAUCAUCUACCUCCAUCUUCCACCACCCGUGACCUCCCCUCUCCUCACCCCUCUUUGAGAAGGCUUGACCUGCAAGCUGUCACCAGCGAGUGGCUCUCCCUCACCAUGGAACCACCAGCGUCCCCUCAAGCUCGCUCCCUCACAACCACCCCUCUACCGCCCACACCGCCUCCUCUCCCCGCCGACCUCACACCUUUCCUAAAUGCUCAGGAGCCUAAGGCGCGCUCCCCUGUGCCAUCACAAAAAAGCCUCGCCCUUUCACCUCAGGCAGUUUCCAGAACCCCCACCUUUAAAGAGGGGACCCUUAGUUUAGGUCACACCACACCUGUCCAGUCUUUCUCCCAGCCUACUCCGCUUCCUCCUCCUCCUCCUCCUCCUCCUCCACCUCCUCCCCCAGCCCCUUAUUCCUCAUUCUCCUCUCCACUUCAUGACUCUUCACUUCCAUAUAACAGUGCCACGGGGUUACAUAUCACUGAAGCACCCGAAACAUUCAUUACUAAGCCAAAGGUUUCGUCCUGCGCAGUGUCAGGGCCAAUUAAGUCGCCCACACAGCUUCCACGACAGCACGGGUCCACAGUGCCGGUGAACAAAAGCAGCAAAACCCCUGACAUUGAGUUGCGAGUAAGCGACCCUUACGACGAGUUGCUGUCCAUGAUUCUGGAUGGAUCCAGCAGCACAGAGGACGUUUUAAGAUUGUAUCCAGUAGAUUCUCCACCAGCCCAGCCGACCGCUGAAUCUCAGAGCAGAUGGCUACCGCUGAACGCCAAAGAAUCCCGUCAGCCAGCAGUAGCUCCAGCAAGCGACUCAGCUGGCGGUGUUCGGUUAGAAGUUCAGCUUCACAAGCCGGUAGCAGUGGAGCCGCUAUCCAUUCUGUUAGGAGAGCAGUCGAAAACUGUAAAGGAGCAGCCGUUUGAGUCUCAGAGACCACCGUCAGUAAAACAAAAAGGAUACACUGAGUUGUUCAUUGAGGAAGAGGAUGAAGCUGGAGAGGACAACGAGGAGGACGUUAGAGUUUUAAAUGAGAGACUCAGUCCACAGGCAGAAGUCUCUCCUCCCACUCUGACACAGUUUCCUCACCCCGGCCCCUCCUCACCCUCCAUACCGCCACCUCUGACCUCCGCACUCCCCCCUCCUCCGCCUUCUGCUUCUUCUCCAUCUUCUCCUUUCUCCCGGUCACAACAGCAUGAUCGCAGCAUCCUCCCUCCUUGUCCCCCUGCCUCCCCUCGGCCCCCAUCCCUCCCUCAACUUUCGACAUCGCCUGUACCUCCAGCCUCUCCGGCUGUCUCACCACCUCCCCUCCACUUCUCUCACCCCUCUCCAGACCUUCCCUCACAGCGCUCUGUCCCUCACCCUCCAAGCUCUCCCAGUCUCUCCACUCCAGUCACGCCCUGCCCCGUCUCAAGGUCGCCUUUCCCCCCUCCCGUCCCGUCUCCCGCUAAAACUGCCUCUCCUCCCCUCUCCACUCCACGCUCUCCCCCCACUGUCCCUGCUCUACCCCAUCCAGGACGUAGGUCUCCCAAGGUGAAGGAUCCAGUUGUUGGCGGUAAGCCUCCUCGUAGCCCCAUCUUGUCCCGGAGGUCCUAUCUGUCACCCGUUAGAGGUCGAAGGCGAUUAGUACAAGAUGCACUCCACGGUGGAGGAGACCCGUACCAGGCCUUGUACAACUACAUGCCUCGCAACGAGGACGAGCUGGAGCUGAGGGAAGGAGACGUUGUUGAUGUGAUGGAGAAGUGCGAUGAUGGCUGGUUUGUUGGGACCUCUCGAAGGAGCAAGCUGUUUGGAACCUUCCCAGGAAACUACGUGAAGCAGCUAUAAUGAUGAUUCCAGACUCCCCCUGACCCCAUCCGUCCCUUUUCUGUGACACGUUCAUCGCCCUCAGCACAGCACCCGCAGGACAUCACCAGAGACCUGCCGCACAUCUGUGUGUUUGCGUGUAUGUGUGGCUUGUCAGCUUCACACAGACAGAAUACUUAGCUCUAACUAGCCAUCUUUAAUGGAAGACUUCUAUAAAAACUAAUAUUGUUUUUUAAUCCUAUCUUUUUACCCUUAUUUUUCUAUCAUGGAGAACCCAAAAUUUGUGCUCCAGUCAGCGACCUUUAACUUUUGACAGUGAUGGAAGGAUACCGGAGGACCGCGGUGAUGCUUUUCCACAUUUCAACAGUUUAAGGGCAGUAAGAUCACCAAGAUCACUUUUUUUUUUUCCCUCCUUUUUCUGCAGUAUCUCAAAUUUGUAGAACACUUGUUACAGUUCAUUUCAGUGUUCACUUACAAACAUCCCCAAAGACGUAAAGUGCAGAGAGUGUUGUAAAAACAGUAUUGUGUCAGCAGGUCUGUUCUGUCAACUGUGUUUUGGGAAUUGCAGACAAGCGUCAUGAUGCCAGGUAAACGGAUGUGACUGCACCACGGUUACAAGUGGAAAAGACUGUGCAUGUAUCAAUGUAACGUGUGACCCGAGGUUUGAAUUGGUUGGUAAGAAUUUGGGGACAUUAUUAAUCAUAAUCAGCAAUUAUUUCAACCUCUGUACAAGGUGAAAAACAUCACUGACACGGCUGUACUUGCUUUCUAAACAUGUAGUCGAAGAUUAGAAGAACUAUUUUCAACUCGUUGGUUUUGAUGUUCAGUCGUUUUCACGUUAGGAUUGAUGCACUUUAACAAAACCUUGAACACAAAUUUGUGUUUUGUUUUAUUUCAAAUUUCACUUCAGAUUUUACACACUAGAGGUUCCACUGACUGUGGGGCUUCAGGGGACGUAGUCAUGUGUGCAAAGUGUAUGCAGAAAGGUUACUGACCUUUUAGGUAUUAUAUUUAUUAGAGGAUGAACGCUGAUCAGACCGUGUUAUAAGAGGGUUUUAGAAAGGACGGAACACCACAUUGCUUUUUUUAAAACAUAUUUUAACAGCACCUAACCUACAUUUCGAGGAUUGUUCUUUUGUUGUCAAGUGUCUUUGUCCAGGUAGUAGGUUCUGAGUGUGACAAAUAACACGAUAGUUGAUGGGCUGCAAAGGAUUGCCAGGCGUCCUGUUGUUUUAUGUUGAAUUUAUUUAAGUCGGAUGCAGGAUGAGAUGGCAUUUCAUGAAAAACUCCAGUCGUGUAACUGCAGUUUUUCCACUAAACAUGUGGCAUCUUGUAACCCUGUUGUCAGAGUGAGUGGAUAGUGUAUCACUGUUCAUGUGUGUGUGCUAUUUGGGAUAAUUGGCAGUUUCCAUCUUAGCUUGUCAUGCUCAGUAAAUACAAUCUGUGUGUUUUUUUUGUUGUUGUUGUCGUUUAUUUCUCAUUUUGUGUUUCACAAAGUACGGACACUGACGACAAAACUAUUGUUAAAGCACCUUAAAAUAUUUUAUCAUUCAUUGUCCUUCACGUCACUCUCUGUCAUUCACUAUUUCAGCUGGCGUGAGAACACGUGUGUGUGUGUGUGUGUGUGUGUGUGUGUGUGUGUGUAUGUCUGUGGUGUUUUUGUAAGCCUUUUGUAUGAGAGCUGUAAAAUGGCCAACAUCCACUUGCUUUAUAAAGUCAGCUUUUUCUCACCCACCAUCACAUUUGGUUUCCUCUCUUUCUUCACAUUUCCUUCAUCAGUGGUGCUAAUUCCCACUUUUCUGAAAGCUGUUAUUGUAGCCAGGCUUGUAGGCCUCUUUUUUUUUUGUUUGUUUGUUUGUUUGUUUUUUGCUCCAGUUAUCUGUAAGAGUCGGUGAGGUAUUUAAACUGAAGUUACUGUAGGUAGAUCGAACAGAGUUGGUGAUUGCUGCCUUACAUCCAACUCAAUAAGUUAAUAGCCAUGUAUAUGUAAACCUCUUCUGUGAUGCAAAAAAUUAAUUUAUGCAUAUGUAGUCUAGAAAACACCAAGAAAUUGUAUGAAAGUGUGCGGAGAACAUAAUCAUCAGUGUUGAAACAAACAGUAGGCCUCUUGUCUGCCUUUGAUACAUCCAUAAGAACAGAUUUAGACAUGAAUUUGACUCCUGAUAUGUUUAUACCUGUAAUGAAAAUGUAAAUCUUAUGUUAUUCAUGUUAAUAUCAAACUCAAUGCACACUCUUGGACCUUAGUAUUUCUACAGUAUCUUAGCAUUUGUUGGAUGAUUUUAUGAGGCUGUGUUGCUAAUAAAAUCCAGCUGGUAGAUCAAA
Molecule: messenger RNA, 7245 nt
Organism: Stegastes partitus (bicolor damselfish)
Lineage: Eukaryota; Metazoa; Chordata; Actinopteri; Pomacentridae
Product: sorbin and SH3 domain-containing protein 1
Exons: 28
Coding region: 787-4944 (1385 amino acids)
Cellular component (GO): plasma membrane
Molecular function (GO): protein binding
Source: RefSeq, a predicted model, not a curated record